This is a messenger RNA of Notolabrus celidotus (New Zealand spotty), 2195 nucleotides long. It is a transcript of the gene fam3a, whose product is annotated as FAM3 metabolism regulating signaling molecule A. NCBI's taxonomy places the organism in Eukaryota, Metazoa, Chordata, Actinopteri, Labriformes, Labridae. The record is from RefSeq and is a predicted model, not a curated record. The transcript has 10 exons. The coding region runs from base 336 to 1031 and encodes 231 amino acids.
GCAAACUCACUGGCCGCGCACUGAGGGUUGGCACAAUAUCCGGAAGACAGCCAGAUGGGAUGAACGGAACAUCAUUUUUCGAUGUUUCUUGUAAAAAAAAGUAGCGUUGUAAAACUAGAGUAAAUAAUCCAGAGAGCAUAUUACCACCAUUUUUGUUGUUAGUGAUAGAUUAUGUAUGCAAAGAAAAGCUUCAAUGAGGAAACAGCGCAAGAAAUAGUCUGAGUCCCGAGUGGCAGGAGCAACAGCUCUCCUCUGCCGUGUACUGCACCUGAGAAAAGGUGAAAAAAGGUGGUACUCGCCUGGAGCUUGAGCACAGAAGGUCUAUGAAAGGGUGAAUGAUGAGAUUAACAGGGCCCUUGAGAGCUGUGGUUGUGCUGCUGUUAGUGGGGCUCACCUGGCUGCUGGCAAACUCCUUGUUUGGGGGGGACAGUAACUCAUCCGUGAGAUUUUUCUUCACUGGUGCAAGUGAGGAACCAACACCUGUCGAACCCCGUCCUCGAAGGUAUAAAUGUGGACUCACGGCUCCCUGUCCCGCAAAACAUUUGGCUUUCCGCCUGGUGUCUGGUGCUGCCAACGUCAUUGGGCCCAAAAUAUGCCUGGAGGACAAGAUGUUAUUGAGCAGUGUGAAGAACAACGUAGGCCGAGGACUUAACAUAGCUUUGGUCAAUGGGGUGACAGGAGAGCUGCUGGCCACUAAGAUCUUUGAUAUGUGGGCAGGAGAUGUUUCUGAGCUGUUGAAGUUUCUCCGGCCACUUCAUGAGGGAACACUCGUGUUCGUGGCUUCCUUUGAUGAUGCAGCUACAAAGAUGAACGAUGAGUCUCGGCGACUGUUUGAGGACUUGGGGAGCACAGCAGUGAAGGAGCUGGCUUUCAGAGACAGCUGGGUGUUUGUUGGUGCCAAGGGAAUCGAGAAUAAGAGUCCUUUUGAGCAGCGUAUGAAGAACAGCAAGAGCAGCAACAAGUAUGAAGGCUGGCCCGAGUCCCUGGAGAUGGAUGGCUGUAUCCCACUCCGUCCACCCCUGGAAGGAUGAUCCUGCCUGGUACUCUCUGACAUUAACAGCACAGUAACAGCUGGAGUAGCAGCAGUGGAUCCAAAAGACUAUUGGAAAGCCAUGUAACUGCCAAACAAAUGGAAACAUCUGAUAUCUUGGCCACAAGCUACAGUUUGUUUUCCCUCUUGUUGCUGCGGUAUGAGCUAACAAUGAAGACUGUUUUGGGACUCAAUAUUUUUAAAGUUGCUGGAAUUUGUUGUAGGGGAUUUGUGUAUCAAGCUUUGUGAGCCAGCCCUGAGCUUGUAGAAACGGGGGAAAUGUGUGCGUUGGGUUAAGGGAAACUUGAGAAGCCAAAUGUUUGUUGACCAAAGUGUAACUGCGACUCAUGAAUGAAAACAGCUGGAGUAGGUCUUCCAAAGCCAGCAAUGGAAAUGGAUAUAUUUCCUUUGUGCAAGCCUGCCUGUAGGGUGUCAAUAUUCUUGAGCAACAGGAAUAUGAAAUGUUGAAUUCUUGCACAGUUCAUGUUCAGUUGACAAAAAAAGACAUGCUCAACUGGUUACACAUAAAGGUUUUGGAAAGCCUAAUCCAGCUCAGCAUAGGACAAAUGUAUGAGGUACACUUAUUGUUUUAAUAACCUACUAAGCAACAGGUUGUGAGUUGAUUUUAUAUUUAAAUAUGUUAAUAUAUUAUCACCCUGUGAUACAUAUUUCAUGGUUAUGCCUCACGCUUGCUGUCAUUGUUUCCUUAGAACUUGAUGCAUUGCAGUUAUUGCUUGCCAUAUGUUUACAAACCUCAUUAGGUAAUACUCUUCAUGAUCAUUUUCCGUUUUAAUAAAACUAUUUAUUUUAAUACUUUUUUUAGAAAACAUGUUCAUGGUGUGGGUUAUUCUAAACACUGCCAUAAGUUUAAACUUUGUCUCAAGCUUGUAAGCAUCUUUUCACUGAGUGCUUUGUUUAAGGAUUCACUCUAAGUGUGUGGUUUGGUUUUUUUUGUAUGUUAAGUGUUUUGAAUGGGUGUCUUGCCAGACUGACUGGUGGGAAAUGUAUAGAAAUAAAAAUAUAAGUUUUAAUGAUUAACUAAAAGGUAAAAUUUGAACGCCUUGAUUGAAUUAUGUUUACAUCUACGUGUAAACAUUUUCUUUGGAGCGUUGAAGUCUGUCUUUAUAUUGUUGCAACCAUAUCUAUAAAUAAAAAUGUCCAAAUA